Colletotrichum higginsianum IMI 349063 is the source of this 1557-nucleotide messenger RNA. RefSeq names its product Flavocytochrome c. NCBI's taxonomy places the organism in Eukaryota, Fungi, Ascomycota, Sordariomycetes, Glomerellales, Glomerellaceae. The transcript has a single exon. Gene Ontology annotation, molecular function: oxidoreductase activity; FMN binding. The record is from RefSeq and is a predicted model, not a curated record. The coding region runs from base 1 to 1557 and encodes 518 amino acids.
AUGUUCAUCCGCCCAAUACGCCGCUUCGUCUUCACCAUCAUCUUGGGCAUCUUCGCAGCCAUCCUAGGCAUGCUCUACCGCCAUUCCAUCACAGACAAAUUGUUCCAUUCCACCAUACUCUCCUCCUCUGCAACAAUGGCUCAAGUUACUCGCAGACCAGUCAUUGUCGUCGGCUCCGGCCUCGCCGGUCUCUCGGCCGCGCACGAGGCCCUCCGAGCCGGCGCCGCCGUCCACAUGCUCGACCGCGCGCCUAAGCCCGGCGGAAACAGCAUCAAGGCGUCUUCAGGCAUCAACGGCGCGGGCACGCAGUUUCAGCGGGCCGCCGGCGUCGAACGGGACGAUCUAUUCUACGACGACACGGUACGCUCGGGCGGCAGGCGCUUUGCCGGCGCCGAAGGCGCGGUCGACCGCCCGAAGCUCGUCGGGCUCCUGACGAAGAGCUCUGCGGACGCCGUGACGUGGCUCGCGGAGGAGAUUGGCGUAGACUUGAGCGUCGUCGCGCCUCUGGGCGGACACUCGCUCCCCCGAACGCACCGGGGCGCCGGAAAGACGCCCCCCGGAGCGGCUAUCGUCACGACAUUGCUGAAGAAGCUGGGAGAGAAUCGGGAGUUUCGUCUCAGCAACUCGGCAGAAGUGACUUCGCUGACUGUCGUCGACGGGGUCGUUAAGGGCGUGCGCUACGUCCAAGACGACGGCGAGCAACGUGACCUCGAGGGCCCCGUCGUGUUCGCUGCGGGAGGCUUCGCCGGCGACGCGGACGGCCUCCUGGCCAAGUACCGACCCGACCUCGCCGGCCUACCAUCGACCAACGAGGCGCGUCCCGCGCCCCACGGAAUCCUCGAGGCCGUUGGCGCCGAGCUCGUCGACAUGGACAGCGUGCAGGUGCACCCGACGGGCUUCGUCGAUCCCAAGGACCCCGGGGCGCGGUAUAAGUUCCUCGCGGCGGAGGUCCUGCGUGGCGAGGGCGGCAUUCUGCUCUCGGAAGGGGGUGAGAGGUUCGUUGACGAGAUGCAGACGAGGGAGCACGUCAGCAGGGCCAUCAUGCAGUUGCUGAGAAGGGAGCCGGAAGACAGUAGCAGGCAGUGGGACGUCACGCUGCUCAUGGACCCCGGCGCGUGCGAGGCCACCGAGGGCCAUCUGAAGUUCUACCUGUGGAAGGGCCUGAUGGAGAAGAAGAAGAUCAGGGACUUGAGACCCGCCGUCAUCCGGGCCGUUGAUGAGUAUGCCGCGGCGGUUGCCUCCGGGACGGACUCGGCAUUCGGAAGACGGACGUUCGGGCGCUGGAAGCUGCCGGCCGGGGAGGCCAACCGCGAGGAAGAGGUUUGCAUCGGCCGGGUGACGCCCAUCACGCACUUCACGAUGGGCGGCGCGUCGUUCAACGAGAGGGCGCAAGUCCUUAGGAAGGACAGGACCGUCGUCGACGGGUUGUGGGCAGCUGGUGAGGUCACGGGCGGCAUCCACGGUGACAACCGGCUUGGGGGCUCAUCGCUGCUCGAGUGUGUGGUGUAUGGGAGGAUAGCAGGGCAGGAGGCUGCAAAUGCAGCAACAAGCUCAUGA